Messenger RNA from Trichomonas vaginalis G3, 1698 nucleotides. RefSeq lists its product as uncharacterized. NCBI's taxonomy places the organism in Eukaryota, Parabasalia, Trichomonadida, Trichomonadidae. The transcript has a single exon. The coding region runs from base 1 to 1698 and encodes 565 amino acids. The record is from RefSeq and is a predicted model, not a curated record.
AUGUCUCAUGGGCGACCACCAGAUUAUGUUCAUGGGAGAAUAGAAGUUUUAUCUGAUGCAAUGAGUGAUUCUUAUAAGACGUAUUCAAAUAAAUAUCAUCAGAUAAAGAAUUAUCAGCAAAAACAAUUAUCGACUGCUAACGUUCUAUUAGAAAGAGAAAAUACUCUUACUGACUAUGCAAAUAAGCUAUUAGAUAAACAGAAAUAUAUCGGGGAAUCGAAAUCAAAACUGAAAAACCAAAUAGAAGCUAGAUCAAACGAUAUUCAGCAUGAAAUUGAAGAAUUAACAGAAAGCUUAAAUAGUUUGAUAGAUAAGUUUACGAAAACAAGUGAAAAUAUAGCUUCAAUUGAAAGCAAAAAUGUCGAAUUAAAAAAUAACGUUCAAUCUCUUGAACAACAAAUGAGUUCCCUACUAGAGAAAGAACAAAACCUAGUUGUACAGAUUCAUAAUCUUAUAUAUGAACACAAUUCAAAUUCUGUCGAAAUUGAAAAAGUUAAAUUGACUGAGGUUAAAAAUAACAUUCAAGAUUUGGACGAAAAGACUACAAAACAGAAUGAGAAGAUCAAAAAUGUCAACAAUGACCUCGAUGUUGUUGUAUUAAAGAAAAAUAAAGUGACAGCAAAGCAAAAAGAGCUUCAAAUGACAAUUAAUAAACUUCAAGAAGUGCGUGUUAAGAAUGCAGAUCAAAUACGAUCAGAAUUACAAGCUUUAAAUUCAAAACAAUAUAUUGAAGAAAUUCAUCGUUUAGAAAACGAAGGAAGUAAACUAGAAUCAAAUCUUACUACUAAAAUACAACAAGAAUUCGGGUUGUCAAAGGAAUUAAAUAAUUUUGAAAUUACAAAACUCAAAAAAUCUUACAGACUUACAGAACAGCAACAUGAGCUGGAUAAUCUAAUGAUUAAGAAGUCAGAGUACAUAAAUAAAACAGAUUUUGCGCAAAUAUCUAAUAAACAUCAAGAUUCAAAUUUAAAUCGGCUCAAAAAGUUAAAUGAACAAUAUGAAGAGUUACAGAAGCAAUUAAAAGAGGUAAAUAUACAGAUAACUACCGAAACAUUUAAAAAAGACAAAGCAAAUUCAGAUCUCAAGAUUGCGAACAACAAUUUUGAUAUUGCGAAUGAUAUUUAUAACAAAAUCGAAGAAGAAAUAAAGAAAUGUGAAGAAAUUCAGAACCAAAUUCCUAAAAAAUAUGAAAUUGAACCAGAAAUUGAAAUUGACGUCCAUUUACCAGAAGAUGUCAUUGAAGAACUCAAUGCAAUUAAUUUGGAAAACUCAAAACUACUUUUUGAGAUUUCAAAUGCAGAAAAUCAAAUUAAACAAUUUGAAAAUCAACAUGCUACUCUUGUGAGACAGAUUAAACAAGCACUUAAGAUACCUCCUGAUUUGAUACAAACGCUUAAAUCAACUCAGACCAGAUUCCUAAAUUCAAAAGAUAUUAGAACUAAAGUUAGACAGAGAAUGCAAGCAAGGAAUACAGAGCUUGAAAUGCUAGCAACAACGGUUAAUCACCUUGAACUAGAUUGCCUCAAUAAAAAUCGCAAGAUUAAUCAAAAUCAAGUUAAAUUCUUGAAUGAUCAGUAUAAUAGACUUUCUAUGCUCCUUUUCAAUACAUGUAUGACAGGAAUAUUAAGUAAUCUUACUUUAGAAGAUUUUCCUUCUCAAAUUGAUUAUAUGAAUCAGAUAUUUUCACGAAUUUUGUAA